GCUUUGACAGUAGUGCAACAACCGUUGCGAGACUAGUGUCGUGCCGUCGGUCGUGCCGCGACGAAGGAGCGAACAGCGAGAGAGGAUCGUACGUGGAACCGUGCCCCGUCCCGAGGACUCGGCCAAGCCGGGCGCCGCGCCGUCUUCCUUCGCUCCAGCGGUCAGACUCGAAGCGAAAUCUCUCGAAGCUUGCCUCGCGGGAAACGCACGGAGGGAGCGCCUCUCGUUCUUCCCUCGCAAGCGGGGAAAUCCCCAUCGCGGACUCGGCCAGCGGGCGCGAUCGAUUUCGGACUGAUCGAUUCGGGCCGGUCGAGGCGCGCGGCGACUUUUCAAUCCGCGCGCGCGGAUGUUUGAAUAAACAUUAGAGGGGAGAUAGAGAGUCUCUCGAGCGUCGCUCGCGUGCGGCGGACACACAAGGGGACCAUUAUCACGGUAUUCCACGAGUACACACGCACGCAUUCACGCACGCACGCAAGCACGCACGCACGCACGCACGCACGCACGCACGCACGCACACCGGCGCGCCGCGCGUGUGGUUGCGCGAGCGCGAUAAACGUUAUCUACUGGCGCGACGCUAAAUCCUUUCGCGGCGAGCUUUCGAGCGGAGGACCGGAGUACUUUUGAGGAAGUGUCGCGCGGCGUUGCGGGUUCCCGCUGCUGCCCCUGCGUUGCCCCUCCGCGACACCGGAAGUGCAUAUUAACCAGCUAAGGAGAACGAUGCGGACGGUGGUGGUCGGCUAUUCGUGAAACGGCCGCUCUAUCUGUCUCUCACGUUCCGUCAUCCGUUUAAUAAAUUCGGUAGUUAAGCGAUGCCACGGCUCGUCUCGCCUCGUCACAAGAUGCCUUUCACGUUGUAAAGUGAUCCUCGUCGAAAGGAGCUGUACAUUCACGAUGGGCAAGCUUUUGAGUCUUUUGGCUCGGGACGAGUCAACCUGUUGCACACCUCAAAAGUACGAUGUCUUCUUAGAUUUCGAAAAUGCGCAGCCAUCGGAUAUCGAGCGCGAGACGUUCGAGGCGGUGCAGAGAGUGCUGAAGAAUUCCGAGUCCAUUCUGGAGGAGAUACAGUGCUACAAGGGUGCCGGAAAGGAGAUCCGCGAGGCGAUCUCGGCGCCGACGGAGGAGUGUCAGCGGAAGGCCUACCUCACCGUGGCGCCGUUGGUCGCGAAGCUCAAGCGAUUCUACGAGUUCUCGCUGGAACUAGAAAGGGUCGUGCCGAAAAUUCUGGGGCAACUGUGCUCGGGCAACCUCUCGCCGACGCAACAUCUGGAGACGCAGCAGGCGCUGGUGAAGCAAUUGGCGGAGAUCCUGGAAUUCGUGCUGAAGUUCGACGAGUUCAAGAUGAAAACGCCGGCGAUACAGAACGACUUCAGUUAUUAUCGGCGGACGCUGACGAGGGCGUCGCUCGCGCGGCAGGACAACGCCGAGAAGGACCUGAUCGUCGGCAACGAGCUCGCCAACCGAAUGUCCUUGUUCUACGCCCACGCGACACCCAUGCUUCGGGUUCUGAGUCACGCGACCAUUACCUUCUUGAUGGAUAACGAGGAUAUCGCACGGGAGAACAUCACGGAAACGCUCGGCACGAUGGCGAAGGUGUGUCUUCGAAUGUUGGAAAAUCCGAAUCUGUUGGCGCAAUUCCAACGAGAGGAGACCCAGCUCUUUGUUUUAAGGGUUAUGGUGGGUCUGGUGAUCCUCUACGAUCACGUACAUCCCCAAGGUGCCUUCGUAAAGGGUUCGAACGUGGAUGUGAAAGGCUGUGUGAAGCUGCUGAAGGACCAACCGCCUUGCAAGAGCGAGGGCCUGCUGAACGCCCUGCGCUACACCACGAAGCACUUGAACGAGGAGAACACGCCAAAGAACAUCAAGAACCUGCUGGCCGCAUGAUUACCGAAGCAGCGCGGCUGCUGCAUCAGGAGCUGAGGGACAGUCGGCCGUAAUCGUUCGCGGACACUUCUCGAAACGGUAUCGUCAUUCUCACCGCACGGGCGCAGAGCAGGCCUCGAGAGGAUGCCCCGGCGCCACGCGAAACGUGGGUCGCGCGCGUCCGGGUUGUUGAAACGCGGCGCAACCAGCUUGCGUGCGCGUCCUCCACGUCGUCGUCGCAACCUGCCCGAUAACUGCCGAGAACUCAGCGAAGUCUCCGAAAUCAGCGAUCGUCACAAGCGACGAGUGUCUCACGACAAGAUAGUACGAGGGCAGUCUGAAAAGUUCUCGGCCUAACAAUGAAAGAAAAUUUUUUUUGCCGUGAAAUAUGUCUUAUUU
Harpegnathos saltator (Jerdon's jumping ant) is the source of this 2259-nucleotide messenger RNA. RefSeq names its product protein FAM49B. Lineage: Eukaryota; Metazoa; Arthropoda; Insecta; Hymenoptera; Formicidae. The transcript is spliced from 7 exons. Gene Ontology annotation, biological process: regulation of actin filament polymerization. The record is from RefSeq and is a predicted model, not a curated record. Bases 892 to 1881 code for a protein of 329 amino acids. Gene Ontology annotation, molecular function: small GTPase binding.